CCCACUUUCGUCCCGACUCACCUGGCCACUUGCGAUGGCCCAAAAGCUUCACCAUCUGUCAUCCACGGGUGAUUUGCAAACACAGCGAUCACUGCCUACCCACACCUGCAUCGUUCGCCUGAGGCACCGCUUGUGGCGCCGUCGGCCAGCGCCAAGCCGUGCACGGUUCAGGCCCCAAGCCUCGUCCAAGAGUGCUUAGCGCGUUUUACCUUCCGCUCCUCGCUCCGCUCCCCUUCUCCGCACACCCUGCAUGCCGCACCUGCAGCGCCCAUCAUGGCCUCUCGGCGUGCAGAGAAGCCCUCUAGCGACGGCCUAGUGCUGCUGCACUUUUCGCCCCUCGGCGCUGUUUAAUACUGGGCGUGCCCUAUACUGGGGACCUUCAGUCUUCCAUUCCAGGCAUCUACACCUCAGAUCCACUCCAUCCAUCACACCUACAGUGUCGGAAACCAUGACUUCCGCAUCUCGUCCCUCUUCACAGAAAGGCCAAGCGGCCGAAGAAACAUCGGCUCCAAUCGAGGCUGGCCCCUCGUCCCCGAAGGGCUCAUCAAACCAUUCCACCGUCACCGCCCAUGAGCGCCCUGAUGCUAUCAGUCCGCUGUCUGCUUCUGCUCCCGCCAAUGCGGGCGCCAAGGACCAGGUCGUCGAGGUCACCACUGCCGACGGUGAAGACCCGUUGGGCCUGAGGAAGCACAGGCGGUCAGAUGUCACCCAAAAGCAGAUGAAGGCCGACCAUCCCCAGGCCAACAAGCGUCACAUGAAGAAGUUCUACACCAGGCAAAAUGCCCUCAUUGACCAGUUCCUCCAGAGCGGCGACGAGGAGCGCUUAGCCGCCCUCGACACCUUGGAGAACGGCCCCAAGGUCACCUUCGCCGUGAACGCUUCCUCUGCCGUCAAUUUCUGCUUGUUUGUCAUCCAGCUGUAUGCCGCCGUCUCCACGGGUUCGCUGUCCCUGUUCGCGACGGCCGCAGAUGCCUUCAUGGACCUGGUGUCGUCAGUUGUAAUGCUUGUCACGUCCCGCGCUGCUGCGAGGCCAAGUGUUUACAAGUAUCCUGUGGGACGGACGCGCAUUGAAACGAUCGGCAUCAUCAUGUUCUGCUGUCUGAUGACGACCGUCGCCAUCCAAUUGAUCAUCGAAUCUGGGCGAUCCUUGGGAUCAGGUCCAUCGGAAUCUGAGGAGCUCCACAUCAUCCCUAUUGCCUUCGUAGCUGUCGCAAUCUUCUCGAAAGCAUGCCUCUGUGUUUACUGCUUCUUGUACCGCCGCUACCCAUCCGUGCACGUCUUCUUCGUGGACCAUCGGAACGACAUUGUUGUCAACGUAUUCGGUCUAACCAUGUCCAUUGUCGGAAGCCGCAUCGUGUGGUACCUGGACCCCAUCGGAGCCAUCCUGAUCGGUGUCCUGAUCCUGUGCUCCUGGGCUGCCAACGCCUUCGAGCACGUGUGGCUCCUGGUGGGCAAGUCCGCUCCCAAGGAAUUUAUCUCUAAGCUUAUCUACCUCGUCGUCACGCAUGACACCCGCAUCCAGAAAGUUGACACAUGCCGAGCCUACCAUGCCGGCCAAAACUAUUACGUGGAAGUCGAUAUUGUCAUGGACGAGGAUACCCCUCUUAAGAUAUCCCACGAUGUCAGUCAAUCGCUGCAACGGAAGCUCGAAGGCCUCGCCAAUGUGGAGAGAGCUUACGUUCACGUCGAUUACGAAAACGAACACGACAUCAAGGAGGAGCACAAGCCGCUUUACGAAGUCACCCAGAAACGAUCCAUCAGGCAACGCGUAAAAGAACUACUGCGCAGGUCGAAGAAGGAUGAAGCCUGACCACGGCCGUCGUCACCUUCCUACGCCUGGGGCCAUUUCGCUUUAUCCCCGCACCCGAGAUCACGCCAUCUCGUUGACGCCAGUCGCUCCAGAUACCCCGCUUAGACCGAUCGCUGGUUCGCAUCCAUCUACGACUAAUGUCUCGUUCGCCAUCCACACCAAAGAUUGAUACCACAUGUUUGUAUUCUAUAUCGCACAUCGUCUGUUCAUAGACUGCGCUUGUAUUCUCUUCAAAAGCUGGGUCGCAUCAGGAAAUUGAUACCUUGGUGCCAGGAACGCUACGUUCGGCACCUCUGAGCAUAUAUACGAGAGCUUCACGCUCGUACUUCUAGUCGC
Messenger RNA from Trematosphaeria pertusa, 2146 nucleotides. RefSeq lists its product as uncharacterized. The transcript is spliced from 6 exons. Gene Ontology annotation, cellular component: membrane. Lineage: Eukaryota; Fungi; Ascomycota; Dothideomycetes; Pleosporales; Trematosphaeriaceae. The record is from RefSeq and is a predicted model, not a curated record. Gene Ontology annotation, biological process: monoatomic cation transport; transmembrane transport. Gene Ontology annotation, molecular function: monoatomic cation transmembrane transporter activity. The coding region runs from base 449 to 1810 and encodes 453 amino acids.